Messenger RNA from Closterium sp. Naga37s-1, 1797 nucleotides. Lineage: Eukaryota; Viridiplantae; Streptophyta; Zygnematophyceae; Desmidiales; Closteriaceae. The record is from the annotation of a GenBank genome assembly.
AUGGACGCGUGGGCACCGGCGCAGGGGCAGCGCGGGCUGAACGGCAACUGCCAGUUCCUCCUCACGUCCACGUGCGGCAUCUCCUCCACCAGACCUAUCCUAUCCUCUCGGCCUCCUAGUCAUCGCUCCGCUGCUUCGACUCCAAGUCGUCGCUUUUCCCUUUUCUCGUCUCUCUCCUCCCCUCCGCCCAUCCUCUCCUACCUCCUCGCCCCCUCUCCCCUAUUAGCCCUCAUCUCCGCCCCCGCUCCCUCCCGCCCCGCCUCUUCUCCGCCCUCCUUUCCCCCAGAUCGCUGCGAUGACGGCAACCGCUGCACGGAGGACGUGUGCGCGUGGCGCGGGAACCGCUCCGCCGCUGCGUCCGGCUGCGCGCCCUGGCCCGCCUGCCACUUCGCGCCCGCCACCUGCACAAAUACGCCCAUCCCCGUCUGCGCGCAGCCUCCGCCGCCCUCCCCGCCUCCGCCUAAAAAGGGAAAACCGCCUAAAUCUCCGCCUCCUCCCCGGCCUCCCCCCAAGUCGCCCAAACCGCCCAAGAGCCCCCCCAAUUCCGGCUAUCCUUCGCCUCCGCCCAGCCCUCCGUCUCCGCCUCCUUCUCCCCCUCCUCCAUCCCCCCCUCCUUCCCCGCCACCUCGGCCAUCCCCGCCCCCGUCUCCCCCGCCUCCUCCGUCCCCCCCUCCUUCCCCUCCGCCCCCGCCUUCCCCCCCUCCUUCGCCUCCCCCACCGCCUUCCCCCCCGCCCCCACCCUCGCCCCCAUCACCGCCUCCUCCCCCGCCAAUCCCCCCAAGUCUCUUCAACGUGAUUGCGUACGGGGCGAAGGGCAACGGCGGGACCAACGACGCGGGCGCAAUAGUGGCAGCGUUCAAGGCAGCGUGCGCGUAUGCUGCUGCGAGCAGCACGCGCGCUACAGUGCUGCUACCGGGGGGAUACACGUUCCUGCUGUCGUCAGCUAUCAGGAUGGAGGGGCCGUGUGGGACCAGCGGCAGCGGCGCUGCUAUCACCAUCCAGAUCGACGGCACGCUAGCAGCAAACCCCAUCCCCGAAGCCAUCAGCUACAGCGUGGACGCAGUGAUCUACCUGAACCGCCUGGACGGGCUGCGCCUCGUGGGCUCGGGCAUCGUUGACGGGCAGGCGGCCACGUGGUGGUCGCGGUUCCGCUCUGGGAAGAGCACUGACCGGCCUGACCUGCUGUACAUCCAGCGCUGCAAUGGCAUGGAGAUGAGCGGUCUCACCAUCAAGAACCCCCCAAUGUUUCAUGUGAACAUAAAGGACCUGGUGGGGCUGUGGAUCCACCACGUGACCACUGACAGCCCCUACAACAGCCCCAACACCGACUCCAUCAGCAUUGGCCGCGUGCGCUACGCCCUCAUCGAACACUGCUCCAUCCAUGGCGGUGACGACAACAUAUCAAUAAAGGACGGAGUGCACCACGUGCUCAUCCGCAACGUGCUCUGCACAGCGGGCCACGGCAUCAGCAUCGGCAGCCUCGGCAUCGGCGGCGCGCUCAACUGCGUCUCCAACAUCACUGUGCAGAACAGCGUGCUCAUGUCUCUCUCCAAUGGGCUGCGCAUCAAGACGUAUCAGGGCGGGCAGGGCGCUAGUAACACAGCCAUGGAACCCCAAUCCACCUCCACCCUUGGCCCCUCCAUCCUCUCCUCCCCCCAGUCCUCCACCUCUACCCCCACCCUCUCCGCCUCUACCCCCUCCACCCUCUCCCCCUCUACCCCCAUCAUCCCCACCACCAAACCCUCCUCCCGCACCACCAUCCUCCCCGCCCCCAACCCCUCCCCCUUCUUCACUUGA